Molecule: messenger RNA, 3092 nt
Organism: Brassica rapa (field mustard)
Lineage: Eukaryota; Viridiplantae; Streptophyta; Magnoliopsida; Brassicales; Brassicaceae
Molecular function (GO): glycosyltransferase activity
Source: RefSeq, a predicted model, not a curated record
UAGCUACUUCAUGAGUUUUCUGUAUUUCUUAAACUAUAGUGAGUUGUUUCAUUGUGGUGUCUUGUGUUUGGUUGAUUACACAUAUAUCUCCGUAUGAUUGUACCUUUAAUUUCCCUUUUGAUGAUCGUUAUGUUGUAUUUUAUAUAUGAUGUAUGCUUAUUUGGUUUCUUUACUCUUAAUAAUAUAAAAUUUGUUUUUGUUUGUAAGAUUUAAGUUUAAGCUGUUCUGUGUGUAUAUUUAUUCUCUUACAUUUGCAGUAAAACACUAAUUGAAAUCUUUAAUUCUGUUUAUACGCACACUUUUCUAGUUUGUAAAUUAUAAAAAUGUAUACGGCUCUCCCUCUCUCGUUCUCUAUUUAUGAACAUGUAUUAAUAUAUACUAGUUUUUUUUGCUAAGAAUAAUAAUAUAUAAUUUUACAAAAAAAUAAUAUAUAUGUAUAUAUAUUAAUAUAUACUCUCUCCAUUUCAUAAAGAGUGUCACUUUGACAUUUUCAUACAAAUUAAAAAAACGAUUGAAAUGCAUUAAAUUUUUUAUUAAUUACACAUAUUCAACCAAUAAUAUUUGAGAUAAAUGAAAUUAUUUAUAAAAUUAAUGCACUUGUAAUUAAUUUUAAACUGAAAAUUCAUUGAAAUUCUAAAAUGACAUUUUUUUGUAACAAAAAAAAAAUGCUAAAGUGACAAUUAAUAUGAAACAGAGGGAAUAGUUUUCAGUGUACAAGUUCAUAUUUUACAUUAGUAUUUCACCAUGUCAUAAGCAAAAUUGAUAUCCUUUUUACAAAGUAUCUAGUAUACUAUGAUCUGCAAUCUAAAAAUAUCUUCAAGAGCUGAACGACUAAUUUAUACAAAUUAUACUCUACUACGAACUUUGUGAACAAACUCAGAAAUGCCUUUUUAAUUUUGUAGAAAAUAAAACAAGAAGCAUGUGUUGGCUGAUGCUAAAAACUGCCAAAAUGUGGCCACAUCGUUGAUAACGUUCUUUUUCCAACAUGCAAUUUAUCAACCUCUUUGGUUAAAAAAAGUUCGCUCACUUUUCCUCUCACGAGUUUCAUUUUCACAUCAAUCAUCAAAUAGAACCAUUCUCUUUCAUGACAUUCAUUCACUCUCCCUCAUAACAUGACUAGACGCAGUGUUUCAUGGAGACUAAUCACUUGCUUAUCCUCCUCUCCUAAGUUAUCCUUGAAUGUCUUGUGCCUCGUCGUCACAGUCUUUGUUCUUCUCCAAAUAUGGUCAUUUCACAUUACCUUACAACCCAUUUUACUCCCUCCAUCACUACUCACAUAUCUAAACAACCACCAACAACAACAACAACCUGAAGUAUCCCACAACGAUUGCUUGAUGGAGAAACUACGUGAGUCGGUAACAUUCCUUCCCCUUAAAGACCUUCGUUAUUCAAACAAACCACUCGAAGGUCAUACAUGGUUCAUGAGCUCUCUCUAUGAUAACCAAACCAAAGGGGAGGUUCAAUAUCAAGAGUUUCCUUCAGAAUCUUCCAAAGGAAAGCUCCUGUGCUUGAAAGGGUUUGAUAAACAUGAUGGGUCAUGGAACUACUAUGCACUGGCUUGGCCUCAAGCUCUUCCGGUCAACGCCAGUCUCAAGAAGGGACUGACAUUUGUUUCCUAUAAUCAUUACGAUUACGGUAACAUGUGGCAUGGACUAUCUGCCAUGGUUCCGUUUGUUGCUUGGAGCUUAAGAAACCAAUGUGAAAGGCCUCAAAGAUGGGUUUUAUACCACUGGGGAGAACUCAGGUUCAACAUGGGGAACUGGUUGAACGAGAUCAUCACAGCUACUUACAGUCAAGAACCAGAAUUUGUACGGUUUGGUGAUGAGAACACACCGGUUUGCUUUGAGAAAGCAGUUGUUAUGAGACACAACGAAGGUGGAAUGUCAAGGGAAAGAAGAAUAGAAGUCUUUGAUCUCAUUAGAUGCAAAGCAAGAAACUACUGUAACAUCAGCUCAUCCAAUACCUCAAAACCCCGAAUAGGUAUGACAUUGCUUAUGAGAACCGGACCAAGAUCGUUCAAAAAUGUUUCAGCCGUGACAAAUGUUUUUAAGAGAGAGUGUAAGAGAGUAGAAGGGUGUGAACUAAAGGUUGCUUAUUCAAACAAUCUAACAUUUUGUGAGCAAGUGGAGCUAAUGAGAAACACAGAUGUGUUAGUGUCACCACACGGUGCACAACUCACUAACUUGGUUCUAAUGGAUAGGAACAGUAGUGUGAUGGAGUUUUACCCUAAAGGAUGGCUUAAGCUUGCAGGUGUUGGUCAGUUUGUGUACCAAUGGGGAGCUAAUUGGUCAGGAAUGAAACAUGAAGGAGCGUGGCGUGAUCCAUUUGGAGAAACAUGUCAAUUUCCUGAUACUGAUAGACGAUGCAUGUCGGUCUACAAGAACGGUAAGAUCGGAUACAAUGAGACUUAUUUUGGCGAUUGGGCAAGAAGCGUUUUGGGUAAGUUUAGAGUAAGAAAUAUGGAAGAGGUUGUUGAACGCAACCAUGAUGGAUGUCGGUGUUAAUGGUUAAGAACUUAAGAUAUACGACCAAAGAUAGUACUCUAUACUUUUGAGUUUUGAUAAAAUGAUGAUAUUAAUGUAUUAGAGUAUUUUUAACAUAGAACAUAGUAUAUACUAUAUAGUCAAGCGCAUCUUUUCAAAUAACAACCAAAAAUACUCUAUACUUUUAAGUUUUGUAAUACUUUUAACAUGGAACAUAGUCUAUAGUCAAGUGCAUUUUAACAUAUAGGAAAAGUUGAAGGUAAAGUAUACAUAACAUAUAAUAUUUCUGUUAAAUUUAAUAUUUCAAACUCCAGAUCCAACAAAAUCGGCAUUAAAUGACCUAGACUAUCUUUUCAACUAAUAUAGAUCUAGCUAAUAUGAUCAAUGCCUGUUAACAUAUGAAACUAAACAAAGACCAGUGGCUUAUCUAUAUGAAUAAAUAUUCGAGUAGAAAAUUGUAUACAACUAAAGUCUUAGUAAUUGACAUAUCUUUGGGAUUAGAAUAACUUAUCGUAGAAUGCAAAGUGGGCAAUUAAAAUUUGAAAAACUAAGAGAUAAAAACGGAAAGCAUAUGCAUGUGUUGGUUGAUCCAAAAUCAAUCACGAAUAU